AUGUCCAAUAAUUGUUCAUUUCACACAACUUCAAGGAAAGUCAAAUGCAGAGGUGAUCAUCUUAAAGAUUUGUACAAUCAAGUAAACAAAGGGCAUGUAUCUUAUUGUCAAAAGUAUUUGUCAUCAAGUAAGCUGUUUGAGAGUUCUGUUCAGUCAGUAACUCAUGAAAAGAAUACAUCCAAGACUUACAAGAAGAUGUCAAAUCAGGAAGUUACUCCUGAUGUGUUUACUCAGAUACAGAGAUCAAAUAAGAAAAGAUCAUCUGAGAAUUUAUCUGUGGAAAAUGUUCAGAUGUAUGAUAUGCAUGUGAUUAGUAUAUCACCUGAGAAAAAAAAUUGUCUUGAUCUUACUAGUCCUUCUUGUUUGAUUGCUGAUGACAGACAAUUGAAGAAAUUGCAGAACCCAUCAUUGGCAAUUCUUAGCCUCCGGAAAGAAACAGCUCAAUUACAAAAGAGAUAUUUGUGCUUAGAAUUUGGUUGUAUCAUUUGGGGAAAAAUGUCUGGAUAUCGUCCCUGGCCUGGUUUGACAAUUGCUGGUGAAUUAGCUGGGAAAAAUAAUUCUCCAGGAUCAACUUGGAUCUUUUGGUUUGGUGACCACAAAAUUUCAAAUAUUAAUAAUUCCAAAAUAUCAAGAUUUGAUCAAAAAUAUUUCUACAAUUCCAAAAACUUCAUGUUAAGUAAAAAGUUUAAAAAUGCUUUGAAUGAAGCUCUACAGCUGUGUGCAGUACGUGCAGGCGUGCAUAUAAAAGAAAAUAAUGCACAGUAUCUUCAUUCAUGGGCAGAAAAACAAUUUCAAGAACUGGAAAAUUUUGACCAUGACCCUUUUGCACCUGCUGGUGAUGAAGAGUAUCCUGUAUUUGUUCUCCAAAUCUUGAAAAAGUUCCAACUACCAAAAUUGAAUGACUCUGAGCAAACAAUGCAUCCCCAAAAUGAGAUGUCAUGCUUGUCAGGAAUGUCAGCUGAUAAAGCCUCAAACAAAGUGAAGUUAAAGAAUGUAAAAAUUCAAGAAAUAUGCCUAUGCUGUGAUUCAUUACAUAAAGAACUUGUUGCCCAACAUCCUUUAUUUGAAGGUGGUUUAUGCCAAGAAUGCAAGGAUUUUGUUUUGGGAACUACAUUUGCUCUUGACCCAGACAAUUCUCAUGCUUUCUGUGCUAUUUGCUGUCAUGGUGGUGAAGUAUGUAUAUGUUAUUUGGUUCAGUGUGGCCGUGUCUACUGUAAAAGCUGCAUUCAAAAUUGGGUUUCUGAUUCUGCUUGGGAAAAGAUUCUUGCUCAAGAUCCAUGGGUCUGUUUCCUUUGCAAUACACAAGUGUCUGUAGCUACACAUGGCUGUCUGAAACCAAAGAGGAACUGGAACAUCAAUAUAAUUCAACUGUUCCUCUCUCAUCAACAGUUACAGGAACCUGAUUUGUCAUAUCUGAUGAAUGAUCCCACUCCCCCACCUCUGCGUGUAUUGUCUUUAUUUGAUGGAAUUGGUACAGGUAAAGUUGCUCUUGAUGAACUGGGAAUAGUGACUAAUGGUUAUUUUUCCAGUGAAAUUGAUUUGGAUGCUUUGAUAGUGACAAGGGUGAACCAUGGUAACAAUGUCACAGAAAUUGGAGACAUUACACAGCUUACAGAGAAGAGGAUUUCUGAGUUGUGUCCUAUUGACCUUGUGAUUGGAGGGUCUCCAUGUAAUGAGCUGUCUUUAGUGAAUCCUGCAAGAAAAGGCUUUUCAGAAGCUGGAACUGGGAUUUUGUUUUUUGAGUUCUACAGAGUUUUGAAUAUUGUCCAAAAACUCUGCAAAGAUAGGCAUGUCUUUUGGCUCUUUGAAAAUGUUACUGCUAUGAAGUCUGAAUAUAAGGCUAUCAUUUCUCGAUAUCUUGGUUGCCAACCUGCCUUGUGGGAUGCUAAAUAUUUUUCUCCUCAACAACGUGCUCGAUAUUUUUGGGGUAACAUCCCUACAAUAUAUAGGUAG
Acanthosepion pharaonis is the source of this 1953-nucleotide messenger RNA. NCBI's taxonomy places the organism in Eukaryota, Metazoa, Mollusca, Cephalopoda, Sepiida, Sepiidae. The record is from the annotation of a GenBank genome assembly.